Molecule: messenger RNA, 3546 nt
Organism: Aspergillus nidulans FGSC A4
Lineage: Eukaryota; Fungi; Ascomycota; Eurotiomycetes; Eurotiales; Aspergillaceae
Exons: 1
Coding region: 1-3504 (1167 amino acids)
Source: RefSeq, a predicted model, not a curated record
AUGCUGGGCCGACUUCUGAAUACUGCGGCGUCGACUUUGAACCCGUCGGCAUAUUCUUCCAGGCCUGCCCCUCAGCUUGAAUCGGUUACCGAAGAAGAACAUACGUCCGGCCUUUUAUUUCCCGAUGCGAGUGUGCUUCGACGCUCGAAUACCCACGCCUUUCCUCUCCAGACCGCUUUCAAUUCUCCCAAUGUCUCCGCAGCCGGUGCCUACGAUGAUCGCGGGGGUGUAGAGUUGGACCCUCAGAAGGACUUUCGGGUUGUCAUUGCCCAGAACUCUCUCGGUGAUAGGGAGCCAUGCAUCCUUCUUGAUACUAAGGCCGAAGCAGCAGAACCGGGCCCCCCCGGACCUGGAAUCGAUUCUCAGGCGUUUGAAAAUCCCGGUCACAGGCAUGCUCGCACCAUGUCGUCUCUUUCUCGCGGGCGGCGAGGUCAUCUGACUCAAUCAUCAUUGAUAGAUCAGAGCCCGCUUGCAACGGCGGCUGACAUACGCAGAGCGUCACCGACGUCGUCUAGUGCAUUUGUCCGUGCCCGUGGCCGUAGCUCGACAAUGGCCCCUGCUGGAGGUCUUCAGGAGCCUGCACAUUCGCGCCAACCGACGGAUAUGAACGAUGCAGGGCUUCUAAAUUGCAUAUUUGGUAGCAGUGCAUUUAGCUACCGAGGAUCUUCUACAAAGAUGCAUAUCAUCUCAGGUGAUGAUGAUGCGAUUCCCACGGGGAAUGCGUCACCCGGGACCCGGAAUUCUUUCACUCGGUCGUACACUACAGGGGGGUUUGCCAGUACUGGUCGUACGGAUUAUAAGCCACGUUCAAAGGUCACGAUUCUCCUGACAAGGAUGUUCAGUGUCAACUUGCCUGAGGCAGGCACCGCGUCUGAAGGACGUGAUCUUGGUACGUCUUUAAUCCAAGAAUCUCUUCCUGAGACCGGUUAUCCCUUUCCCGAUGUGACGAAGCGCAAGAAAAUCAAAGAGAAGAAAACCCCAAUGUACGCAGUUGCCAUCACAAUCCGGAUUCCGGUGUUGUCCCGGAAUACAGCACGCCCUGUUUCCCGGUUUAGUACUCAGGGUCAAGAUUCACCGAAACCCGGCAUGUCCUGCUCUUUAGACUCUGAUUACCGCUGGCGUGGUGGAUUCUUUGAUGAAAACCUUGCGUCUGCGCCUGCUAGUCUGGACGAACGGAUAGACAUGCUGGUUGAUCAUUGGGACGUCAUCAACCGUACACUAUCACACCUCGAAAGAUUAUCUCGAAAGGAGAUACUUUUUCUGUUGAAGAGAGCGGAUUCUUCAGGAAUACACCCGAAGCCUGCAAAACCCCCAAAUAUGCAACGAACAAACCAGACAUUCCUUCAUCUACCGGCGAAUGUCUUAGCGCUCAACUCAAGACUGAAACAGGAAGCUUCUCGCAGUGCCCGCCGCAUCAGUACUGCACUGCAAAUCCCCAAAGUUAUAACGGGGCAAAGCCGCUGGGGUGUAUGGCGCGAGGAAGGUCGUUCUAUUGUGCGCAGUCUUGGAGAUAAAGAUCAUAGCUUUUUCUUCCUUGUUCUAAUUACCGCAUUUCUGGGGAAUCAUACGGAAUGGUUGAAUGCCUUAGGUCCCGACUGGUACCGGCGGCGGCACUAUCUACAGCAAAAAGCACAACAAGAUGCGGAGCCUGCCCUUCCGUAUCGGACGGUAAUCGUUUCCCCUGACAAGAUGACUGCUCGGAGACUCAUCUUUCUUCUUUCGGCAUUUCUCCCACCAAAACAGCGUUUCGAACCACUGCCUUCUCCACUCCGACCCGGUACCUCCGCUUCAACUCGUGCUGUCUCUCAAAGUCCGCCCAGCGUGCCUGUCCUGCGGCAGGAGCCUCUUCGCCGAGCCAUAGAGCGGCGUUCACGUGCACAGCGCUUGAAUCUCGCCGAUAGAGAUCAUAAUCGUUCUGUUAGUGCUUCAUCUAACGAAACCGCUCAUCGAUCAACGGAUGACGCCGAGCAUGAUUUUAGCAUAUAUCGCAGAGGCUCAGACGCUCGCUCAGUCAGAACAAUCGGGAUCCCAAUGCAUCCGAAGGAUGCGCGCAACAAGAACACCAGCACAGCGACGAUAUCAACAGCAAACCCUGGUGGCGCAGUUCCCGUCCCUCAUUUUGCUUCUCAGGGACGGGAACCAUCUGACCAGACUUGCGGGGAAGGGGUGGACAGCUUGGCGUCUGAGACUCUGUUGAAGAGCCUGCAAAGAAGCGAAAGCUCAACGAACAGUGCCAAUAGUAGCGUUCCUACUACUGGAGGUCGUUGGGGUAGUCUCUUUAGCGGUCUCUGGAGCUCUCGUCAGGAGUCGUCGACUGAUUACGGUACUGCUGGCCAGCCACUUGAGCACCGUCGACGUUCCACCUCGGUCCUUAAUGUCCCGAAACGGAACCCUACGACGCUCCAACAAAUGGUUGAAGAGGCUUCCAACGAAGAAACUCACCAGAUCGCUACUAGCGCGACUAUUUCUAUUCCGCAACCUCCAAACGCCCAACGUAAAUUCGAAGAAGAUGCGCCGGACCUAUCUUCUUCCACAACUGACAACCCUAGAGAAACUUCGCUCAAACUAGCCGUCCGGGAAGAGGAUGGAAUAGUAGAUGUUGAGCUCCCAUUGCCUGGGUUUGUCUCUCUGUCUUCGUCGGGUGAAUCGACCAUGGCUUCCCCGAAAAAGACUCGCACGUCGAUAACAAGCCUUGAUGCUCUUGGAUCUACUCAUAGCAGUGGUUCAGGAUUCCAUUAUCAGACGAAAGAUGUCGAUGGGCCGACUCUCAACGUCGCUGGAUGGUUGAAAAACUUCCAUGAUGACUUUGUUCUUCAAGGGGUGCGACCUUACUCGAGCCUAGAGUCAGAGAUCAGGCGAGCCAUGCAGUCCGAGCCCACUCCAAGCAACGCGGUAGCAGCGGAUACUGAUGGAUCAGAGAAGUGGGUAGAUGUUGCCACAACUCUGAUUGCAGAUGUGCGGACCUUUAGCGUCAAGCGGCUGCGUCUUAAGCGCCGAGCAAUUGGCGGCGGCUCUGUGAGAUCACCGAUGUCGUCAUCUGGGAUGUCUACUCCGGGCACUCCUCGCCAAGUACCAGGCUGCUCAAUGUCUACUUCACAGCUUAGCGGCUACUUCUCUUCUUCCAUGGCCUCGGCAACGCCCUCUCCGAGACCACGCUUCGAUGGGUACAAUGCCGGUGAAGUGGAGGAGCGCUUUGUAGAGGAACCGGUUAUGGAUCUGGACGGGACCCUGGUCGACGCUCUCGAACGUGUGCUAGCUCAGAGCGGCCCGUCCUCUUUAGCACCUACUCGGGCGUCAUCUCCAUCGCGAUCUCGGAAAGAGAACGACAGACCCGCUGAGUAUACGGCCACCCGCGACGAAGUUCCCUCUCUUGAAGCCCCGCGGACCGAGUGUCGCCGGCUAGUCCUGGGAGCACUGGAAGAAGUAGUCCGCAGCGUGACCGCCGAGAUUGCCGUGAGGAUGAUGGAGAGCCUAAUCUGGCGGAUAGAGAGCGCAAACGUGUGAUGAUUGGGGUGGAUAACACUCUAAGAGAGGGGGUUCGAAAGU